GCUUCAGACCGGUUUGGUACAUGGUCGAGUCACGAAGUUCGUACGUGUCGUGACACGAUUUUUUUUUCGGAUAGUAGUCCUUUUUCAGUUUGUCGUAGUCUUUCGACCCCAAAUUAAUGGGACCUCUGUCGUUGCUCCGACACUAUCCACAGCUUCUUUGUUGACAUUUUCCUUUACAUUAUCGCCUUCACAACUGCGAACCGCCGUGAACGGAUUAUGAGGUGUAAAUCGAGCGGGAAUUCGUGUCAAUUGAAGCGUCCGUCGGUGAUCCAACCCAACAUAUUUUUCUUAUUUUGCGCAAUAACGUCCGCCGCCCGAUAGUGGAUCAAGAUGGACGACAAUCUGUUGCUGGCGAUCAACACGACCUGGUGGCCGAAUGGAAGCGAUUCGAUGAGCGAAGAUGUGAAUCAGUCCAUCUUAGCAUCGACAGCCGAUCCAGCGUUCGUGCGCUUUCGUGAUGAAUCUCGCUUUUGGGUACAAAGGGUGCUGUUGCCCAUCAUUGCAACCAUCGGAGUCUUUGGCAAUGGAGUCACAAUCCUGGUACUGACUCGCAGAGGGAUGCGUUCGUCCACUAAUGCCUACCUAACUGCCCUGGCCAUUGCUGACCUCGUUUAUUUGCUGUGCGUGUUUUGGCUAUCGCUGCGCCACUACCCACACGUCAAGGAAGAUCUGUCUCUUUCUAAUUUCUACGCUUACACCUGGCCAUACAGUCUUUGGCUCACCGACGCUACUACUAACACUUCCGUUUGGCUGAUUGUGACCUUUACGGUGGAGCGCUACAUCGUCGUGAGCCAUCCGAUUCGCAGUCGAAUGCUGUGCACCGAAUCACGAGCGAGGCGAGUUAUCGUGGCCGUCUAUUUGAUCUGUUUCACGGCAACUCUAUCGACGCCGUUCGAGUGGACGAUUUUAGAAAUGACGGACCCAAUUACAAACGUCACCAAAGCUGAAAUCACACCGAGCUACUUGGGCAACGAUGAAACCUAUCAGACCAUCUACUAUUGGUUCACCAGCAUCACAUUCGUCCUACUACCGUUGACGUUGCUCAUCGUGUUCAAUUCGUUCCUGAUCCAUUCAGUGCGCCAGAGUCAGAAGCUGCGCCAGAUAAUGACACAGCGCCAGACAAUCACGAAGAGCGACCGGGAGGAGCGGGCCGCUUCCAACGAGAUCCGCAUCACGGUGACCCUCAUCGCUGUCGUCAUUAUGUUCCUGGUGUGCCAGCUGCCAACUGCAGCGACGCUCAUAUACAAAAUCUUCCACGCUCCGGAGCCGCAGUCGAACGAAGAAGCCGUUCUUCGAGCCCUGGGCAACAUUUUCAACUGUCUCGUUUCCAUCAAUGCUGCUUGUAAUUUUGUGCUCUACUGCGCCCUCAGCGACAAGUACCGUCGCACUUUUAUGCGCACUUUCUGCCGCUGCAUCUACCGGCCCGCUAGUCAUUUCUUCACGCAGGUGGAAGACACCGGCCAUCACGCUAAUCACCAUAGCCGGCAAGCAUCGGUUUGCGUCAAUCAACGCGAUCGAUACUCACCCGGACGGCCAGCGCAAAUUCUUCGCACUUCGGUCACUCAAAGUCCAGUCAACGGUUCGUACCUGGCCAUACCUGACGGGAGCGAAUCGAUUGGUUGUCAGGCAUCUUCACCUUCAGUCACGCGUCGUCAAUAUGUUGGCCAGCCUGGCCGGAGUUUACGCAGUACAAAUUUACAGUCGAACAGCUGUGACGAUCAGACUAAUACGAUGUUGACAACCAAUCCACUCCUAAUAAGCAAAAUUACUUCGAGCGAGCCGGCGAGUGGGACACGAUGGCCCAUCAAAUGGUGGCGACCCAUGGCUAGUAGGCGGAAGAUUCCGUCGAAUACUAAACCUAGUAACAUCCUUAUCAAAGUCACCUCAGAUGCUGUGGAAGAGACUAGUCACGAAGUCCAACCGAGCGAAGAGUGUUCCCUAAAACAAAUCAGUGACGGGGAAAUAGCUUUCGUCUGAGCGAUUCUUUCGUUAUCACCGCUUGGCUGAAUUCGGGCCUAUUCGUUUUUCUUUUCAAUUCCGGCCAAAUCUUCCUUGAAGAUCCCUUUCCAAAAAAACGGGGGGGGGGGGGGCCGACUGCAGA
Molecule: messenger RNA, 2101 nt
Organism: Daphnia carinata
Lineage: Eukaryota; Metazoa; Arthropoda; Branchiopoda; Diplostraca; Daphniidae
Product: FMRFamide receptor-like
Exons: 7
Coding region: 331-1977 (548 amino acids)
Biological process (GO): G protein-coupled receptor signaling pathway
Cellular component (GO): membrane
Molecular function (GO): G protein-coupled peptide receptor activity
Source: RefSeq, a predicted model, not a curated record